AUGGAGGAAGGUGGUGAUUUUGACAACUACUAUGGGGCAGACAACCAGUCUGAGUGUGAGUACACAGACUGGAAAUCCUCGGGGGCCCUCAUCCCUGCCAUCUACAUGUUGGUCUUCCUCCUGGGCACCACGGGCAACGGUCUGGUGCUCUGGACCGUGUUUCGGAGCAGCCGGGAGAAGAGGCGCUCGGCUGAUAUCUUCAUCGCCAGCCUGGCAGUGGCUGACCUGACCUUCGUGGUGACGCUGCCCCUGUGGGCUACCUACACGUACCGGGACUAUGACUGGCCCUUUGGGACCUUCUCCUGCAAGCUCAGCAGCUACCUCAUCUUUGUCAACAUGUACGCCAGCGUCUUCUGCCUCACCGGCCUCAGCUUCGACCGCUACCUGGCCAUCGUGAGGCCAGUGGCCAACGCUCGGCUGAGGCUGCGGGUCAGCGGGGCCGUGGCCACGGUGGUCCUGUGGGUGCUGGCCGCCCUCCUGGCCAUGCCUGUCAUGGUGUUCCGCACCACCGGGGACCUGGAGAACACCACCAAGGUGCAGUGCUACAUGGACUACUCCAUGGUGGCCACUGUGAGCUCGGAUUGGGCCUGGGAGGUGGGCCUGGGGGUCUCGUCCACCACCGUGGGCUUCGUGGUGCCCUUCACCAUCAUGCUGACCUGUUACUUCUUCAUCGCCCAAACCAUCGCUGGCCACUUCCGCAAGGAGCGCAUCGAGGGCCUGCGGAAGCGGCGCCGGCUGCUCAGCAUCAUCGUGGUGCUGGUGGUGACCUUUGCCCUGUGCUGGAUGCCCUACCACCUGGUGAAGACGCUGUACAUGCUGGGCAGCCUGCUGCACUGGCCCUGUGACUUUGACCUCUUCCUCAUGAACGUCUUCCCCUACUGCACCUGCAUCAGCUACGUCAACAGCUGCCUCAACCCUUUCCUCUAUGCCUUCUUCGAUCCCCGCUUCCGCCAGGCCUGCACCUCCAUGCUCUGCUGUGGCCAGAGCAGAUGUGCGGGCACCUCCCACAGCAGCAGUGGGGAGAAGUCAGCCAGCUACUCUUCGGGGCACAGCCAGGGGCCUGGCCCCAACAUGGGCAAGGGUGGAGAACAGAUGCACGAGAAAUCCAUCCCCUACAGCCAGGAGACCCUUGUGGUUGACUAG
Molecule: messenger RNA, 1143 nt
Organism: Macaca mulatta (Rhesus monkey)
Lineage: Eukaryota; Metazoa; Chordata; Mammalia; Primates; Cercopithecidae
Gene: APLNR
Product: apelin receptor
Biological process (GO): positive regulation of cytosolic calcium ion concentration; calcium-mediated signaling; G protein-coupled receptor signaling pathway
Cellular component (GO): membrane; external side of plasma membrane
Molecular function (GO): C-C chemokine binding; C-C chemokine receptor activity
Source: RefSeq, marked provisional